Malassezia japonica is the source of this 3768-nucleotide messenger RNA. It is a transcript of the gene CLU1, whose product is annotated as Intracellular distribution of mitochondria. The transcript has a single exon. Gene Ontology annotation, cellular component: cytoplasm. Gene Ontology annotation, biological process: intracellular distribution of mitochondria. The coding region runs from base 1 to 3768 and encodes 1255 amino acids. Lineage: Eukaryota; Fungi; Basidiomycota; Malasseziomycetes; Malasseziales; Malasseziaceae. The record is from RefSeq and is a predicted model, not a curated record. Gene Ontology annotation, molecular function: protein binding; mRNA binding.
AUGUCCGGCGAGAAGAUGGAGGACGCGGUGCCUGAAGACGCACAAACGUUUGAGCUGCAGCUCAUACUGCCCUCUCGCCCGCUGCUGCCGAAGCGUGUGGCGCAGCUCGGUCUGCCUGAGACGCCGUCGCCGCUCAAGGUCGCCGUCACGCCGACCGAGACGCUGAACGAUUUGCGUGCGACGAUCAAUGACUCGCCCGAGGGCUACUGGCUCGGCGCGUUUGCGUUCACGCGCCCCAAGUCCAGCGAGCGCGUGAAGGAGUGGGUGCCGCUGCAGGAGGUGUUUGAGGGCGUGCCGGUCGACCGCCGCGUGCUCAACGUGACGCAUGUGCCGUACACCGAGACGGAGGUGCGUAUGCACCUGCAGCGCCUGCGCGACCUGCUCACCGGCGGCCAGGCGGACCCGUCGGCGCUGAGCAUCGACGCGGCGGCGAGCGUGCACGACGCGGUGGUCGCGCCGCAGGAGUGGACCGAUGCCCCGGUGCCGCCCGCCGACCAGUGGAACGGCUGGCCGGCUGCGACGACCGACGCGCUGUACCCCGACGUGUGCCGCACGCCGCGCCCGCUGCCCAAGUGCGUGCGCGCAAUGGCGCUCAGCGCGUGGAACCCCCCGCCGCAGCCGAUGGCGCUCCAAGGCCACCUGCUCUACCUCGUCGUCGAGACGCUCGAGGGCGAGGCGCUGCACCUCACCGCGAGCACGUACGGUUUCUUUGUGAACAAGAGCACGUCGAACCGCUUCGACCCCCAGCCGAACGAGGACAAGGCGUCGCUGCACUCGGCGUCGCUCUUUGACGUCCUGUGCGCCGCGUCGCCGCUGUUCCUGCGCAACUUUGCCAAGCUCUUUAACGACCCGGUGUCGACGCGCGACUACUUCUCGGCGCUGCCGGUGAUGAACACGAUGCCUGCGACGCCGUGGCUCGCGCGUGAGGCGCGCCACGACGCGGACCUCUUGCGCUCGCAGACGGCCUACCUGCUCACCGGCGCCACGUCGUCGGACACGCUCGACGCGUCGCGCGACUGGAACGAGGAGCUGCAGUCCUCGUAUGAGCUGCCGCGCGCAACGCUUGCCGAGCGCCUCAUGCGCGACCGCGUGCUCAACCGCCUCUAUGCCGAGCUGAGCGUCGCGGCGGCGCGGGCCGUGCCGCGUGUCGCGGCCGGCGAAGUCGUGCCGAUGAACCCUGCGGACGCGCCAGAGGCGCACAUGUUCCUCUUCAACAACCUCUUUGUGUCGAAAGGAGUGGAUGGCGUCAACAUCUACCCGUAUCUCGGCGGCGACGAGGCGGCGCACGUCGCGGUGAGCAAGGACGUGCAAGGCGUGCGCCUCUUUGCGACGCUCGACGUCGAGGGCUUGCACCUCCUGGGCACGGUCGUGGUUGACUGGCUCGGCGAGCGCUGGGUCGUCCAGACGGUCGUCCCCGGCCUCUUUAAGAGCAACGACGCCGUGGCGAACGACGCUGAGGACGCCGAGGCCAAGGACGGCGCCGCGGCGCCUGCGUCCGUCGUCUACGGCGGCGCCGAAGGGCCCGAGACGAUCCAGACGGACGCCGAGUUUGACGCGCUCCUCCGCCCGGCGGCCCGCCGUCUGCACCUCGCCGAGCACAAAGUGCCUGACGCGAGCGGUGCCGAACACGAUCUCGCAGUGAGCGUCGACUGCAAGGGCCUGCGUGGCGCCGACGGCCGCAAGUACCUGCUCGACGUCUCGCGGACGUGCCCGGUGGAUGUGGCGUUCCUCGAGAAUGACGCCUCGGCCGCGGUGCUCGAAGGCAGCAGCAAGCCGGCGUAUCCCCACCGCAUGGCGCUGCUGCGCCCCGAGCUGCUCGAGCUCUAUUACGACCACGCACUCCGCGAGUACGCGCGCGAGAAGCUCGCGCAGCAGCCCGCGGACCAAGAGUCGCCCGCGCGCAUCGACGUCGCCGACUUUGCGCUCGCAUUCAACCCCGACGCAUUUGUCGAGUACAGCGUGCAAGGCGAGGUGCGUGUCCCGUGCAAGGACCCGUCCGAGCCCGGUGUCAAGGCCGUGCGCGAUGCCGGCGUCUACCUGCGCGACUCGGCGAUCCCCCGCUUUGUGAGCGACGCUGCGGCCGGCCUCGUGUCGUGCGCCGACGGCCUCGCGCUUACGCAGCAGCUGCACGCGCGUGGCAUCAAUAUGCGCUACCUCGGCCUCGUCGCGCACCUGUGCCAAGGCUCGCAGCGCGAGCGUCUCGACGAGGCGAUCGUUGCCAAGCUCGGCCCCGGCUUCGAGACGCUCCUUGCAUCUGUGCGCCGCGUCGCGAUGCAGGAGAUGGUCGUGCGUGCGGCGAAGCAUGUCUUGCGCUCGUACCUGCGCGGCACGCCGGCGACGUCGGUCGCCGCGUGCAUCGCGCACUUUGGCAACUGCUUCCUCGGCACGGGUCUCGACGCAAACCCCGCCGCGGUGGUGCCCCCUGCGCCGUUCGGCGACGCGGGCACGUCGCAGUGGGCGUCGCUUACGCCGCAGAAGCUGCACGACGCCCUGCGCGAGUCGGUGCGUGUGCGCUUCCGCUUCGAGCUGCCGGCGAGCUUCUUUGACGAGAUGCACAAGCCGCAGAUCCUCCGUGCGCUGUGCCUGCGCAUGGGCAUCCAGCUGCGUCUGCAGGACUAUGUCUUUACCGAGCGCCCGGCCGCGCCGGCGCCUGCGCAGCCCAAGAAGCUCAGCGCGAAGGAGAAAAAGGCACUCGCCAACACGCCGCCGCCGCGCACCAAGACCUUCCUCCCGUCGGACGUGCUGAACAUUGUGCCGGUCGUGAAGAACUCGACGCCAAAGAGCGCGCUUGUCGAGGAGGCGUUCGAGGCGGGGCGCCUGUCGUUUGCGCGCGGCGACCGCGAGCUCGGUGCGGAGCUGCUGCUGGAAGGCAUCGGCUUCCACGAGCAGGUCUAUGGCCUGGUGCACCCCGAGACGGCGCGGUGCUACUCGCUCUUUGCGUCGCUGGCGCACCACUUUACCGCCGAGCGGGCGCGUGAGCUGGCCAAGAAAGAGCAGGAGAAGGCGGCGAAAGAGAAGGAGAAGGAAGAGAGUGAGAAGGAGGGCGAGGAGGCCAAGGAGGCCAAGGAGGCCAAGGAGGCGAACGGCGAGACGAACGGCGAGGCAAACGGCACCGACGCCGCCGACGCCGCCGACGACCUCCCUCCGAUCGUCGCCGAGACCGUGACACUGGACAAUGCGCUGCGUUUCCAGCGCCAGGCCGUCACCAUCUCGGAGCGUACGCUGGGCCUCGACCACCCCGACACGAUGAUGCAGUACAUGAACCUUGCCGUGAUUGAGCGCUCGUCCGGCAACUUUGACCAUGCACUGCGCUACCAGCACCGCAUCCUCACGCUCUGGCAGCUCCUCUACGGCGACGACCACCCCGACGCGGUGCACACGCUCUCGUCGAUUGCGCUGCUGCUGCAAGCGAAGCGCGACUUUGCGACGUCGCUCAAGGUGUACCAAGUCGCCUAUGAUCUUGCGCUGCGCCUCUUUGGGCCCGACUCGAUCUACACCGGCAACAUGGCGCACGAGCUGAGCCAGGCACACACGCUCAGCGGCGACCUCAAAAACGCGAUCCAGGUCGAAAAAGAGGCCUGGCGCGUCUUCCACGAGCGCCUCGGCGACGAGGACGCGCUCACAAAAGAAAGCCAGGCAUUCCUCUCGAGCCUCGCGACGAGCGCCGUGCGCGUCGCCAAGUUUGAGCAGGCGGCGACCAACGCACCCCGCCGCGGCGCGCCCCGAGGCCGCGGCCGCGCACCAAAGGGCCGCGUCCCUCGUACGUAG